Amoebophrya sp. A120 is the source of this 774-nucleotide messenger RNA. The record is from the annotation of a GenBank genome assembly. NCBI's taxonomy places the organism in Eukaryota, Dinophyceae, Syndiniales, Amoebophryaceae.
CCCCAAGAUGGAUGCUUGUUUGUUCUCGAUCGUCGUUGAUUUCCCUGAGAUCAAAUCUCUGUUUAAUCUCGCAAUUUGAAUUUUCUACACACAAAAACGCGGCUAGAAGCAUCGAGUUUAAUACGUUUUCCAAGACCUGUUAAAUUGGUCGCCCAGACGAGGACCUCGUCUUGACUUUGAGAAAAUGGCUGCAAGUAGUUCGUCAGCUUUUGCCGCUCCCGCAAUCGUCCUCUCCCGGGCGGUGCGGUCAGCGUUCUUUCCGCUGCUUCAAACUCCUGCUUUUUUGACGGCCUUCUACACGGUUCCACACACAACUACAACUACGCUGUCGAGAAGCACCUUGUCGUCGAUGAGAAAUACCCUUUUUCAUCCGGGGAGAAUCUUGGACCACUGGGGCUGGUGGCUCCGUCCGGCGCUUGCUUGGGAACACUUCUACGACGGAAGACACGGUAACUUAGUGACGUGUGCCGAUGUUGAUGACGCGUGUGAACAAGAUGGUGCUCCAGAAGAAGGCUCCUUCGUGUUUCUCCGUCCGCGGGCGAAAUGCAAGCGAAAGGACAUCAAAAUGCGAAGUGCUUCGUCUCCGUGGCCGCGAGACCCGAAACACAAAAAGAUUGUACCGCAGGUGCGCGGGCUCGUCGAAAAGCUUUUGAAAUGACUGCGAUAAUAAAUGUGGUGGACCAACGAGAUGAUGUCACAGCAUAGAUCCUGCAAACUGGUCGAACUAAAGCGACGCGUGAGCAGUUUUUCUUUUGAUCAUACGCCAGGCCUAAU